AUGAAAGGAAUAUCUCACUGGACUAUAUGGCGGAGGCUGUUUUCUAUGGCGAGGCCUACAUCCAUGGCCGAGAUGCUAGUCAUGGCUGCACUGGCCCUGUGCAUCUUUUUUGGGAAGUGGCUUGACGUGGCCUCGAUCAAGAGGCGAGGCAUGAUCAUCAAUAGCCUUGGAGACGUCAAAGGAGUAGGUGCUGUAGAUGUGUCUUCUAUCUGCAGCAAUGCGAUGACCUUCUUUGUGUUCCGGACGCUCUCCUCUGUGCUCAUAGAGUCGAAGAGCAUUCUCUUUUCGGUAAUAGCAAACAGGAUUGUGGAGGAUAUGACAACGCGUGUCCUCCAUCUUGCAAUACACUCUGCACACUCGUAUGAGAUAAAGCCGACGAACCUUAACAGGGUUGUGGAGAGAGGGAACAAGAAGGUGUGCAAGGUUCUCGGGAAGAUCCUGACCAUUGCAGUUCCAGCGUUCUACAACCUCAUUCUUUUGUUCAGAGAGGUCUAUGCGAUGUUUGGUACCAGGUACUUCUUUCCUGCUCUCCUCACUGUUGUUGUCUACACGGGAUACACCUACGUGGCUCUGAGGAUCCGCUCUCGGUAUAAGAGGAGGAUCAACCAUGCAGACAAUCUGGUCUCCAAGAGGAUCCACGAGUGUAUUUCGAACAUCGACCUUGUCAGGGCAUGCUGCUGCGAGGAGAUGGAGGAGUCCAGGGUUGCGGAGGUUAUGAGGAGGAUGUGGGGCCUGAAGCUUUAUGACAAGGGGUGUGUGGGGGUGAUAAACUUUGGGCAGAGGACGCUGUUUACGAUUCUUUUUGUGUACACUGUUCUUAAGGGCGUCCAGGAUGCAUCGGCCUCUGCAAUGGCGGUUGGGGAUCUAGCCACGCUCUUUUCGUUUGUCCUUUCGAUUGAUACCUCUAUGUGGACGCUUGGGACGAUUGCAAGGGACAUGGGGUUUUGGAUGACUGACUGCACGGACCUCCUCACUCUUUAUGAUGGGCUUGAAAGGGAUGUGGAGGAGAGUUCUGGGGCAGCCCUGCAGAAUGCAGCAAGGAAGCCAGGGUCUCUGUGGAUGCCUGAGCACAGCAAGUCUCUUAGCGGGACUGGGGAGUCUGAGGGGGGCAGAGGAGUGGCGGCGAUUGAGUUUGAGGAUGUCAAGUUUUCGUACCCGCGCUCUACCGGUGUGCUCAAGGGCCUAUCUUUCCGGGUUAUGAGGGGGGAGCGUGUUGGGAUAAUUGGGAGGUCUGGGUGUGGGAAGAGUACGAUUGUGAAGCUUCUUCUGAUGCUGCAUAGGUACAGCGGAUCGAUCCGGGUUUACGGGUCUGAGAUCAGGGAGAUGUGUCCUAGGGCGCUCAGGAGUUCGAUUGGAUGCAUUCUCCAGGACGCCCUCUUCUUUGACGAGAGCAUCCUCUACAAUGUGAGGUAUGGGAAUUCUGAGGCUGGGAUGAGCGAGGUUUUGAAGGGGUGCAGGGAUGCCGGGCUGUGUGAGGUGAUCAGAAAGAAGGGGCUUGACUCUCGGAUGGGGGAUCUCAGUGGGGGAGAGGCGCAGAUGGCAUGCAUUGCAAGGUGCCUGGCCAAGGAUCCUCCGAUGAUGCUGCUUGACGAGGCAACGUCGAAGCUUGACGGAUAUGCAGAGAAGAGGGUUUUUGAGCUUCUGAUGAGUCUUGAGGGCAAGACGAUUGUUAUGAUACUCCACGACCUUUGGAUGACCGAGCACAUGGACAAGAUCAUUGUUGUUGAGGAUGGGAGGGCUGUGGAGGUUGGAAGGCACUGCGAGCUGAUGGAGGCCGGAGGGGUGUACUGGAGGAUGAAGACGAUGGGCUAUUCUUGA
This is a messenger RNA of Encephalitozoon hellem ATCC 50504, 1818 nucleotides long. RefSeq names its product mitochondrial ABC transporter. Gene Ontology annotation, molecular function: ABC-type transporter activity; ATP hydrolysis activity; ATP binding. Gene Ontology annotation, cellular component: membrane. The record is from RefSeq and is a predicted model, not a curated record. The transcript has a single exon. Bases 1 to 1818 code for a protein of 605 amino acids. Lineage: Eukaryota; Fungi; Microsporidia; Unikaryonidae. Gene Ontology annotation, biological process: transmembrane transport.